AUGCGAAGGCAAAAAGGUAGUAAAAAAGAUAAAACAAAACCAAAUAAAACUAUUCAAAAAUCCUUGUCACGUUCUUCUCUAUCAUCAUCAUCAUCAUCUUUCCUUCCGUCACAAACUGCAUUACCCUUACUAAAUAUAAAUUAUUCGAAUGAUCUUACAAAUGAUGAUUUAAACUGGAUAUAUACUCCAAUAGUAAAUAAAGGUGGUAGGCCAAAGAAAAAAGAUGAUUUUAACAAUAACAUCGAUGAUAAUAUAAUAUUAACCAAUAGUCCAAUUAGUUCACCGAGUGAAAUAAAUGGUGGUCGAGUUGUUGUUAAUCCAGCUGUGCUGCGAUAUCUUGAACAAAAUCGAAAUACAAAUUAUUCAUCAAUAAUCAAUAAAACUCAUAAUAGAUCCGAUGUUCUUUUUAAUAAAGAUGCAUCAAUAAAUAUGAACGACGAGAGAGAUGAUCAUUUAUUUGAUGAUUUUUUCAAAAAUUUCGACGAACAAGAUGAAUCAAUUGUUAAGAGUGAUACUUGUUUUGAUCCAUUGUUAUCAUCAACAAUUAUUUCACAUCGACAAAAUAUUUCAAAUAAUGAAUUCAAGGAACUUGAUAAAUUUAUGCAGGAUGAUCUAUUCUGGAAUUUUUGUACAUAUUCAACAGAUUUUUUAACCAGUGCUCGACUUGCUCAAUGGAUUUUAACUCCUGAAUAG
This is a messenger RNA of Rotaria socialis, 693 nucleotides long. The record is from the annotation of a GenBank genome assembly. NCBI's taxonomy places the organism in Eukaryota, Metazoa, Rotifera, Eurotatoria, Philodinida, Philodinidae.